GUGGGUGGCUGGGUGCUGGGUAGGUGCACAUAGCCCAUAUGUAAAUAUUAUGAAAGUAUUUAAGUGUAAAACUAUAUUAUAUAUUUAACAUAAUUACCUAAAAACACAUCAGUUGUGAUACGCUGAUUACGUCGAUACAAGCCGUAGUCCGUAGACCGUAUAUAACAACGCAGAUAAUAAGAUAACGAUAAUGCGAUGUGCUGUAAAAACCCGAAUAUGUCUAUUUUUGGAUUGUAUUGUAAAUGUUGUGGUGGUGAUAUCCACUGGCUAGUCGUUUGGCUACGCCGCUACGGUCGUCACUCGACAUGAUCAUCAGUAUCAAGUAUUAAUAAUUUACGAGAUAAUAAUAAUAUGUUCAUUGUCCAUUAACGGUUGACCAUUGUUCCUUGUUCACUGGCACAGUUCUUAUACAUGGUUUUUUUUUUAUUUUGUUAAUUGUGACCGUAUGUACUAACUAAUAAAUAAUAAUUAUGGAUUCUACAAAACUAAAUAUUUGUCAUUGCGGCAAAAAUAUGAGAAGCUUAAAUUCACAUAAUUAUAGGCUCCACAUUAAAUCAUGCAAGCAACACAAAUUGUCUGAGACUAGUGUCAAAAUCAGUACCUUUUUUAAGGUGAAAACUGUGGAAUAUACACCUAAUGUGAUUGAUGACAUUAUAUUAGAUGAACAUGGUUGUUCUUCAAUGGAUCAAAAUAUUAAAACAGCUACUGAUGUAGAAGCUUUAACAUUAGAACCAUCUAGUUCAUCUUUUGAUACACCUAAUGUGAUUGAUGACAUUAUAUUAGAUGAAUAUGGUUGUUCUUCAAUGGAUCAAAAUAUUAAAACAGCUGAAGAUGUAGAAGCUUUAACAUUAAUACCAUCUAGUUCAUCUUUUGACACACCUAAUGUGAUUGAUGACAUUAUCUUAGAUGAACAUGGUUGUUCUUCAAUGGAUCAAAAUAUUGAAACAUCCAACGAAACUUUAUCAUUAAUAUCAUUUGGUUCAUCUUCGGAUAACAGAUUGACAAAUGAUCCUGGAAUAAUUGUCAAAAUGAAAAAUGUAGGACCAGAAAUGAAGAAGUUGAUUAUAAACAUAGGUCCUUGUCAACCAACUAAAGAUGAUUUUCCUGCUAAAACUUUUCCGAUCGAUAAAAAUGGCCGUAGCUUCAAAGAUUUGUGGUAUUUUCGUUUAUUAACCGACGGAACUAAAGUACUUAGAGACUGGUUAACAUAUUCAGUAAGUCUUGAUAAAGUUUAUUGUUUACACUGCUUCUUGUUUGGAAUAAAUUUACAUGAUAAAUUGGCCAAAUCUUGGACCCAGACUGGCUUUUCUACUUGGAAAAAUGGAAUUUUUGCAAUACAAAACCAUGAAUGUGCCCCCGAUCACAUUUUAUCAUCCUUAAAAUUUAAACUCAGAGAAACCAAUGCUCCAAUUUUACCAGCGCUAGAACAUACAAGAAAAUUUCAAGUUACUUAUAACAGACAAGUGAUUUUAGAGCUAAUAGAGAUAGUACAUUUUCUUGCUCUCCAUAAUUUGGCAUUCCGAGGUCAUCGUGAACAAUGGACAAAUACUAUUAGAGGCAACUUCAAAGAUUUAGUUAUUUUAAUGGCAAAAAAUUCCACUGUCCUGUUUGAACAUAUUUCAAAAAUUAAAAAUGUAGGUAAACAUCAAAUAUCGUUCUUAUCAUGGCAAAGACAAAAUCAAUUGUUAGAAGCUAUAGCUGAAAAUAUUUCUACUAAAAUUAUUUAUGAAGUUCAAACUACUCGCAUAUUUAGUAUAUCUAUUGAUUCAACUUUUGACGAAUCUAAAAGAGAACAAGUGUCUUUUGUAAUUCGAUACAUAGAUGAAGCAAAUGGAGCCGUAAAAGAAAGAUUGCUUGCUCGCAAAGAAUCGCCUUAUACUACAGGAAAAGUAUUAUUUGAUUUAUUUAAAGAUGUAAUGGAGACUAAUAAUCUUAACUGGAAUAAUAAUUUAAUUGGUCAGUCGUACGAUGGUGCCAGUAAUAUGAGGGGCAACUAUAAAGGUCUUCAGGCACGCAUUUCAAAUGACUGCUCUCAUGCAUUGUUCAUCUGGUGCCACGCGCAUAGAUUGAACCUUGUUGUGAAGCAAGCAGUUUCAUGUAAUAAUGAUGCAGUUGAUAUGUUUGGAAGCUUGGAAACAUUAUACGCUUUAGUAUGGACUUCAAAAAAGAGAGUUGCUAUAUUUCGGAAUAAUCAGUCAAAAAGAAAUUAUGGAACACAAUUACAAGCAAUAAAAAGAGUAAGCACUACUAGAUGGAUGUCCCAUGCAGCAGCUCUUGAUACAGUAUUGUCAUUUUUUGAAACCAUUAUUGACACAUUGAUUAACAUUCGUGAUUUAGAAGGUCCCAGUGAUUCAAAAACUGGAUCGACUGCAAGUGGCUUAAUUUUAUACUUUUUAUCCUACAAAUUUUUAAUAACUGCAUUUAGAUUUAAGGAAUUAUUUGAUAUACUUGGACCUAUUAAUAAAAUACUUCAAACUCAAGAUUUUGAUGUCAUUACUGCAACAACAAUAAUAAGUCAAACUAAACCAAGGAUACAAAAUAUGCGUGAAGAUAGUGCGUUUGAAAAAAUAAACAUUAAAGUUGAUAAUUUUAUUAGUGACUUGGAGUAUGAAAUUGAACCAUUAAAAAAUAAACGGUUAAAAAGAGUUCCAAAAAAGUCUGGAGAACUGAGCAUUGAUGAACCUAUAGUUGAACCUAUAAAAAAAUUUAGAAUAGAAACUUAUAACACACUUUUUGAUGUUACACUUACUGAAAUUAAUAGUCGUUUUAAUGUCAUUAGUUGUGGCGUGUUGAACGAUUUAUCACUUUUGACUGAGAAAAGGAUAAUGGAAGUAAGAGAAAGUAAUGUUUUACCAGAUGAUUCAUUUUUAGUAUUUUGUCAAGUAUAUAAUAAAUUUGUUGAUCGAAAUGCUUUAAUAUCAGAAUACUUACAAUUUGUUGUUAAUUAUAAAGAAAUUGAAUCUACAAUCAAACUCAAAUCAAAUUUACACACGAUCAUCAAUGACGAUGAUUUAGACGAAGAUGGAAAUUCAGGCGAUGAGAAUUAUAUAGAUUUUAGUUUAUAUGAUGAAGUAGAAGAUCAAACAUCGAAUUGCUCAAAACAGAAUUUAGCCAGAGUUGGAAAAUUAUUUAAACUUUUCUGUACAGCAUCACUUCAAAAUGUUUUUCCAAAUUUAUAUUUAACAUUGAAAAUAACUGUUACACUUCCUGUAUCGAGUUGUACAGUUGAGAGAUCAUUUUCUAAACUAAAAUUAAUAAAAACUAAGCUCCGUACAACUAUGUGUCAAGACAGAUUGGAGCAAAUGGUCAAAAUAAGUUGUGAACCUGAUAUAUCUCUUGAUAAAUAAAAAAUAAUAGAUAUAUUUGCAAGCAAGUCAACGCCACUCACUAAAUUAUUAAUUAUUUAAAUAAUUUUUAUAAACAAUAUUAUAUUAUAUUAUAAAUAUUACAAAUUUUAAUCAUUACAUUGCAUUUUCACUUUACCUACACAUAUAAUAAGUUUAUUAAGAAUUGUAAAAUAAAAAAUUUCAGAUAUUA
Messenger RNA from Acyrthosiphon pisum (pea aphid), 3537 nucleotides. Its product is annotated as zinc finger MYM-type protein 1-like. NCBI's taxonomy places the organism in Eukaryota, Metazoa, Arthropoda, Insecta, Hemiptera, Aphididae. The transcript is spliced from 5 exons. The coding region runs from base 471 to 3347 and encodes 958 amino acids. The record is from RefSeq and is a predicted model, not a curated record. Gene Ontology annotation, molecular function: protein dimerization activity.